Messenger RNA from Neocloeon triangulifer, 3345 nucleotides. RefSeq lists its product as uncharacterized. The coding region runs from base 140 to 2689 and encodes 849 amino acids. The transcript is spliced from 4 exons. The record is from RefSeq and is a predicted model, not a curated record. Lineage: Eukaryota; Metazoa; Arthropoda; Insecta; Ephemeroptera; Baetidae.
GUCAGGCGCGAGGUAUUUAUUCCCUUGAUGGCCGACCAAAAUACAGUUACCGGCCGCCUGCCGCUCGAGUCAGCUCACUCAGGGCCUCCGCCUCGCCUCACUAACACCUCAGAGCACAGGACCAGAAGAAGUCGCAGGAAUGACCGCCCAGAGGGCAACGCUUUGGGUGAUGCUGCUCGUGGCCUCCACGACAGUGGCCGCCCCCACAGAGCAGAAGCCGCCCCCCGAAAUGGCACCACCAGACCUCGAUGCCGCACAAUCGGCUCCAGCAAUGCUUACUCCUAAUAAAGGUUACAGAAUGCAAGGCUUGUACGGAUUUGGCACUAAACCAUUUUAUUUGGAGAGAGACCCCGUAACCGGUGCCUUUGACUUUUCGGGAGCAUCCGCCGGAAGUUCAGAGCCAGCUCAUAAAUUUUCCUCGAAGGUUCCAGCACACGCUGAUUACGAUUACGAAGAGGUUGCCAUCGACACCGACCCUAUCGACAGAAAAGACACCCUUGGGCCAAUCAGACCCAACGAUCUGGAGCAACCCUCCCAUAAGUCAUCAAAGGUGCCACAGGUGCCGUUGAUUUCCAGCUCCUACGCAAGCACCAAACUGCAGGGCACGGGCGCCGUCAAAGAGCAGGCAACGACCACCACCACCACCGCAGCCCCUUCCUAUUAUUUCUCCACCUGGCCAACCGCAGAAAGCACAACCACUAAAAAGUUGCUCGACUUUUGGCCACCAGCGAAGCCCUCGUCCGAGACGCCUGAAUAUUAUGACUAUGAGGAAAUCUCCGCCGAAGUUUCAGAAGCCCACCCGCAGGAUAAUCACCCGCUACAUCCUCACCAUCACAGUGUCGAUCCAAGCACCGUCGUGCCACCAACGACCUUGCCACCCUUCGAGUAUGACCCUAGCGAGGAGAGUGAAACUGCCCGGCCGAUUCCUCCCAAGAAAAAGCAAGACACUGUUAAAAAGCCAGAGAAACCUGAGUUCCCGAAUCAGCCACCCACACCUGAAAUUGAAAUUCAGCCCCCUGUUGAGGUCAACUACAAAGAACCUGAGCUCGAACUUACUCCACCUGAAAUCGAAACUCGUCCCGAUUUCGGUGAUGUGAGGCCCCACAAUGCACCUGCUGAAGUCCGCCCUCCUGAUUUGGAAAUGCGCCCACCUCAGGUGGAGUUCAGGCCACCUGUGAGUGACGUAAGACCUUUGGAAACUGAAAUGCGCCCACCUUUCCCUGGAGCACCUUUCAGGGCUCCUCAGGGUGUGCCUCUUCCUCCCAGGUACGCACCUGAGAGACCAAUCUUGGACAGUCAAGGGUGGCAACAAGCCCAAACUCCUCCUCCGUCUUCACCAACAUUUUCUUCAACCAGAGUCACCUUCCCUGAUUCCACUCCACCACCUAUUUCCUCACCUGGCCCGUACAGACAGAAUCUGCCUCCAGGGUACGAGCCUAAAAGGCCUAUCCACCCCUUCCGUGACCAGCAGCGACCUCCGUUCAGACGCCCUCCUCAAGAAAACCCCUACACUUUUGUCCAAGCAAAACCUAUCGACCGCCAUCACGUUGAAAACAGACCACCACCUCCACUCAGAUUCCGUCCUCAGCAGAAGGUCGGUGGUGUCCGCAACAGAAAUGACGACUCCUUGCCCAAUAUUCUGCCCCAAUUCCGUCCUAACCUCCGACCUGACAAUAGCGAGUACUAUAUGUUCAGGCAGCACGCUGGCGGUCCCCCACCACAACAACCCCCUCCGUUCAAACGCUUCCCUCCUCAGGGUCACCAUGGACCUAACCAAGGUCCCCCUAACCAAGGCCCUCCUGUAGGACGUCGUGUGGGCCCUGAAGUCGCUACCUUGCAAAUGAUGAAGGGUGCCAUGAUCAAGAACGCACCUAGAGUGGAAUCUCCACUUCCUCAGCCUCCUCCCUCUCACCCUCUCAUGGAGAACAAACCCCCAGCGCCCGAGGAGCGACCUGCCGAGCGACCUUCCACCCCUGGCGUGUACGUCGUUUACCCCAACGCCAACCAGAACGAUAUUCACGUAGGCCAACAGGGCUCCAGCCGCCCCCUGCCUCCCAACCAACUGCACCAGGCAGAACAGCCCAUCUUGCCAGGCAAAACUGACUUCCCUUAUGCCCUGGAGAAGCCCAUCGACAGGCACGACGGGCCCAGCUUCUCCAUCAAGCACAAGAACAAAGUGAGCGUCGUCCCUCAAACCGGCGACAGAAGUGAAAUCACCGUCUCUGCCAUCAUGCACGCCGGCCCUGACGGAGGCCACUCGGGCUCAACUCAGGGCCAGGUGUUUGUCGUCAACCCUCAGCACAGGCCUGAGGUGCACACCGCUGACGUAAUCACCUCACACCACAGAGUCACUCAACCAGAGGCAGUCGCCCCUUCUCCUCCUGAGUCUUUCCAGGCGCCUUUCCACGCCAGUGCCAACGUAGCUCCCUCGCAUGGAAACGGAUGGACGGCCAUCAGAGAUUCCGAGUUCCGUCCUCAGGGUAUAGUCGAACGAGCUGAUCACGAUGUGCCUGAACCUUCGCAAGAGCCAGCAGCUUCCAAAUUCGACAUCGAAAACUUCACUCCUCAGCUUAUCGGCGGCUUCCAGCCAAUUUUGCCCUCGGCUGACAGCAGUGCACCAAAAAAGGAGGUGGAGGAGACCAAGGUUGAGCUGAAAACGACCGACAGACAGGAGAGGAAACACUUCUAAACUGCUGUGCUGGUCAGAUUUAGGGCCAAGUGCAAAUUUCAGCAAAAUGCCCCUCAACAGGGAGUCCGAUUGGUUAUUGACGCCCAACGGAUUUCAGGGUUGAUUGGCAUUUUGCAUGCGGGUCAGGGCAAAGCAAUGGUCUCUAGGUCCUAAAAAUUUGUAGCUUUUUUACUUAUAUAUUAUACUUAAAACAAUUUACGUCAUAACCAAAGGACAACAAUUAUGUCAUUGUUUCCGAUUACACUGUUGCAAUAAUUUUAAUUUUCUUUUGCCAGAGAAGUUUUAAAUUAAGCGAUCUCCCGAUAGUGCCUGGCAAAAUCAAAACGCUGCCUUCCCCAAGGCGCAUUUUACGGAAUUUCCAACAAUCACUACUUAUAUUAUGUUAAAAGUCAGGACAAGUUGCAUUUUAUUGCUAUUUAACGCUGCAUUUUUUUUUAUUAUAUCUCUGUAAUAUUUAUUAAGCUGACAUUUAAUUAUUUAUUGAUCAUAUAUGUGUGUGAAAGUGGACGACUAUGACAAACCGAUUGGAUUUCUAUUACAAAAAAGGAACAAAAUUUUGUACAGCCAGAAUUGUUAGAGUGAGACAAAAUAGUGCUAUUAGUUUCUUUAUAAUUUAAUAAAGUAAUCCACAUAAAACGAAGAAUAAACUUUUAAAA